This is a messenger RNA of Xenia sp. Carnegie-2017, 3779 nucleotides long. RefSeq lists its product as uncharacterized. The record is from RefSeq and is a predicted model, not a curated record. The transcript has 19 exons. Bases 35 to 3751 code for a protein of 1238 amino acids. Lineage: Eukaryota; Metazoa; Cnidaria; Anthozoa; Malacalcyonacea; Xeniidae.
GAAAAAUAUAAAAGAAUUAAGAGCACACGUUUUGAUGAUGGUGAUGUCAGAUAUCUCCCUGGAGCCUGGUGAACAUAAGAUUACUUUCACUGUGACAAUUGCUUGUGCUGUUCAAGCAGUCGAAAGUGAUGCUCCCGUUUUCGAAUCAAAGAAAGGCAGACGUAUGGCCGUGUACGAGGCACCCAAACCUCAACAAUACUUCCAUUUGGAGUACAAGCUGAUGCCCGAUGCUCUGGAACCGAUGAAGACGGACGUUGUGAUGUAUGGGGUCGCCGCUAAGAUUUACACCGAUAAUGAUUCAAAAGUGGUGAGAACAUGGAAGGAAGGUGAAAAGAUAUGGAUCGCGUGGACGCAAAACGUUUCAGUAUGGGUGACGAAGGAAUUUCUGCUCAGUGCUUUUGAGCAUUCUCUCGAUCUUAUUAUAUGGGACUCGAAGGAGAAGGUUUCCACCCGCGCCAGAUUUGACCGCCCUAAAGCUUUCAGGUUGCCCGAAGGUCCGGAAAAUGAAGAGGUGAAUACUCCAAGUCAAAAUAACGCAAGCAGCAACGUCAAGGCGCUCGUUCUCAGGCAGUCUAUCAGUCACGUGCAACUGCAGUUGAAAGAAAGCCGUCAAAACAAAGAUCGUCUUGCACAAACGGCAUCGGCACGAACUUUAAAGGACUUUGAAAAUGCGGAAGAACAAAGAUCGACCACAGCACCGUCCACGAUUACUCUCCAAACACCGGCACCAUCCGUUGCAACGAAGACAAGUGAGCUUGCCAAAGUUCAAGUGCGCAUGGACGAGAACAAGUGUAGUCAAUGGCUGUCCAUUGCCAAACUUGCCGGCCUUUCUGAGCCCUUUUCAAAUAACGAAAGGAUUUUGAGUUCAGAUUUUUCUGAGGAUAAAAAAAGAUCGAGCGGCGAGAAGGAAAAACGAAGGAUGAAAAUAGAUGCAUUGGAAAUCAGCCAAAGAGGAUCGAGGCGAAAAUUGAAGAAGGAAGAUCAAAAAGGGGCUUUUCUUGCUGCCUAUUCGCGGGCUAACGGUAUUGCGACGAUCAAGAUUCGCCUUGCCUUACUUUUUGCAGGCUGCAAAACGGUCACGGAAAGACUAAAUGAGAAAGUAAACAGUCUUGAAGAUCUCAUGGUGUCCGUAUCGCUCGACAAACCGUUACUAUCCGAGGAGCAGAAGAAGGAACUAAAUCCUAUGGUGAUAAAGCUUUGCUCUGUCAGUAAUCUUCCCAAUAAACCACUCUCAUAUAAACAAUUGAAUGAAAAGUGCGCACCAGUCUUCGCGCAGUACGAAUUUCUAAAGCAACCCUUACAUCGAACUUUGGGUUCUCCGCACGGCCGCAAUGUCUACUGGGAUGACAUGAACGUGGUGUUACUGGGUGUCAUGGAUCAAGGGGAACUUCAAGAGUUCUUAGAGGGUCCGCAUCUUCGUGUCGAGGUACACGAUAGGGAUAGGGACGAGAAAGGGAAAAAAUACAACGCGGAUUUAUUCGGUGAUAAUCCUGAAGACGAGAUGAUCAGCAACGUUUGUAUUGUGGCAGGGCGCCGAACUUUACAUAAUCCUUUCAAAGGUAAAGAUAGAGCUUGGGAUCCCUAUGGAGUAGCAAAACUGGACCUUUCCCCCCUUCUGUUGGGUCAACGUUGCUUACAUGUGUCAAUCCCAAUCCACAACUGUCACAUUCCAGAUCCCACAGUGGGACACGAUCGACCGGGAGGCUCUGUUGUCGGGCAUGCUGGAAGCGUUGACGGACCAGAAGAUGAACCGCUGCCUUCGGCGAAUUACAUCGAGGCGGGCUCAGAGCUAAAGAUAAAAGUUGAAGUUGCAACACCGCUGACCACCGUCAACGAAGUGCGCGAGAGAAUGGCACAUCCUGAUAAAGUGGAAAAUCGUGAAGAGUGUCCUUUCGCUCGCUUGAUUUGCAUAUUCGACUACAGCAACGUAGAAUUCUUGAAAGAGCUACAAAACGAGAUCACAGAGAUUAACUCGGCUGCUUUGGAGCUUCAUAAUUUACCUGAACAUAUCAUCGAGGCUGCUUUAUCAACAUAUAAACUGUCAGAUGAGCAAAAGGAAUCGAAAACAUUGAAUAUUGUAACCGGAUUUCAAAUUAUUGAUGGCGUUCGUCACAUGUUUGUCUUGGAGGGCUUACGAACGAAAGGAAUCAAACGCUUAGUGGCGAUUUUACCUUUUCACAAUAAUGACGAUGAAACGGUGAAGGCUUUAUUCAAGUCAGAUAUGUGCUUCUCGGGGAGGUUGUACGUUUCAUUGGACGUCGAUCUUUGCCGAGUUCGUCUUCACGACUCUUUGACGAACAUCAUGCAAAAACCGUUGUUAUACGUUCGUGAUAUUGUACCAAGACCUUGCUUUGAAUGUUUGAGUAGACUUGAUCAGAUUCUCAAGGCUUCAAAGCUUCGUGAUGUUGUUAAAAACGAUCUUUUCCCAACCACGGAUAUGCUUUUAUCGGCCAGCCGUGAGUUUGGCGUACCAUUGACAUUGGAAGAUUUUGGAGAAGCGGGACAGCAUUGCAUUGAUGAGUUUGAAAUCGAAGGGGACAAUUUUCAUGAAGUAAACGAACAAUCUCGAAAGAGACAGUGGACGCCAUUGAAACUGAGCAAUCCAGAAUAUUUAGAGUUCUUGAAGAAUCGUCGAAACAGUGAUCGCAAUUUUAUCAUGGAAAAUGUUCUCAAAAUUCAUUCAAACAGCCAAAAUAAAAAGCCAGAAACAGUCACUACGUGUGACAGCGCUGCUCACAAUUACAGCAUUCAAUCUUUGAACUCCACAGAACUUUCCAAACAGAAACUCAGAGACCUUCUUAAUGAGGAUCCAAAAGGUGCUUACACAUAUUGUCCAGACUAUAACUCCGCAAGCGUAGAGUUGUCCGAAAAAGUCUCUGCGGACAUUCAAAUAAGAAGGGAUGUAGAGAAAAAGAAAUGGCUUACAUCUGUUGGUUUCCUGACAUUCUGUCCAAGAACUGCCUUGGAGUCGAACCGCCAUCCCCUUCAACCUGAUAAAUCACGCAUCGCGGAGCUAAGCAAGCCUUGGAGAGAGAAUGUACUUCAUGGAAAUAUUUUGAAACCGACUGUUGACCGCACUCAGUUCCCAUGGAAACACCGUGACAAAGACAUGGACACGAUUACCCGUGUUCCCGAGCUAAAGUACAUGAGCUCGAUCCACCUGUUUGGAGAGACCCGCGAACGGGAAAAGCGUGAUGCGUUUGACAAGGAUUUCGAAAUAUGGCAAUCGAGGUUGGCCGUGGAUGACGUACGCUUCCGAACCCAUCGAUGUCUUUUGUCGACGGAAUUGAGGGAGCGAGGCAAGAAAGCAGCAAAUUCGAUCUCAAAACUCGAAGACAUUUUGAAAGACCGGCCACAAAAAUUCUCCCUGAAGGAGAAGAAUUUGAAAUUGGAGAAAAUACCACCUCUGAGCACAUUGAAUGGUGAAACAGGGAAGCUGAGAGUGGCCGAGGAAGUUAAAGUGGAACAUACAGGCGGAUUUUUACCGGGGCCACGGACGGAAAGAAGUUGGUUGAUGGAAGGGAACAGAGUUCCUACGUUAACUGAUAAUGAUAAAAAAAUUAUUAAAACAAAAGAUGAAGAUUUCAGGUACAAUUGUUAUUUUGAUAAAACAGUCAUACUGAUUACGCUAAGUUUCCAAAACACGGUACCGAAACUUGAUUUCAGGCAGUUGCAGGAUGGGUCAGAAUACAUUAAGGAUAAUAUAUAUUUUCAUAUUAAAACACUUGAGAACGAAUUCUAUGAUGAGUAAUUCAGAAAUAAAUAUUAGAAAUUCCUAA